Molecule: messenger RNA, 591 nt
Organism: Macroventuria anomochaeta
Lineage: Eukaryota; Fungi; Ascomycota; Dothideomycetes; Pleosporales; Didymellaceae
Exons: 3
Coding region: 1-591 (196 amino acids)
Source: RefSeq, a predicted model, not a curated record
AUGACAAGCUACAGCAAGGACACAAAAGUUCUGCCGUCACCAAUCGGAGUCGCACCGCUCAAGCCGGCCACAUCUGACCCUACGACACCAACGUUGCCGGAUGAAGAGAGCAAACCUCCAUCCGAAGAGUUUACGCCAGCUCUAGAGUCGCCGCAUCUUCAGCCUUCCUCGAGCCCACCUAUGCCUAUACAGGUCUCGCGACACACCGCGGAUAGCUCGAAGCUUUCUAAGAGCCCAGAACACACAGCAAAGCACGUAUCAAGACGUUAUGGCGUUAUGAUAGACGCCAAAGACCCUGACAAAGAUUCGGACAAGGAAGACGCAUCUUCAUAUAUCAAGCUUCUGAUUGCCCUAUGUCAGAAAGGCUUCGGCCGAAAACCGUUAUUCAUGAUCGGUCGCGGCCGUGAGGGUUAUAAUUGCAUUGCGACCAUUGACGAAGACCGCAAAGAAGAGAUAGCUAAGGUGACCGGCUGCAGCACCAGGGAAGAGUCUCUGAGAUUUACACUGCUUCCAUCUUCCAUGACCAAGUCAUCUUCUGUGAAGCGAGCGGCCAUCAUACCCGAGAACGCACUAGCAUCGACACCCACCUGA